This is a messenger RNA of Trypanosoma theileri, 5418 nucleotides long. RefSeq lists its product as uncharacterized. The record is from RefSeq and is a predicted model, not a curated record. Gene Ontology annotation, biological process: DNA replication initiation; mitotic DNA replication checkpoint signaling; mitotic G2 DNA damage checkpoint signaling. The coding region runs from base 1 to 5418 and encodes 1805 amino acids. The transcript has a single exon. NCBI's taxonomy places the organism in Eukaryota, Euglenozoa, Kinetoplastea, Trypanosomatida, Trypanosomatidae.
AUGACCCUUUCCGGUUAUCACAUUUGUUUUACUGGUUUUUACGAUGAGGAGGAAGAUGACGACCAGCAUGUUGAUGAUAACAACAACAAGCAUCCCAUAUCUAUACAAGGAGGAGGAGGAGGAAAUCAUAUCUCGUGGUCUCUGCGUAGAAUUCGAGCCUUUGCGGAAUCCCUUGGCGCUGUUGUGCAAACGCACAUCACCCGACGGACGACUGUUCUCGUUGCCGGUCAAGGACUCACACGAAAACGUCUCGUGGCUGAACAACACCGUAUUCCUGUUGUCUCUACUCGUUGGCUUGAAUCCCACGGGAGAUUGGCCUUUGCAGAUGCGAAACUGUUGCCCUUAGCCGGAUAUAUAUUCUGUGGAACCCAAAUGACCACAGAUGAAGAAAAGGCUCUUAUUUCUAUUAUUGAACGUCAUGGAGGGGAUUUUGAUCGCACACUUACGGCACGUACAUCGAUGUUAUUUGUACCGCCUGGAUGGUUUAAACAAUGGCAACAACAACAACAACGCCUUUCUGGUCGUUUCUCUACAGGACCACAAGGAAGUUCUGUAGCGUCACCUGCUCUUCCUGAAAAGAUAAGAUUUGCGUGGGCUACAGAUAUUCCCAUUGUGGAGUACACUCGUUUUCUUACAAUGGCGGCAUUAGGUAGUAGUGUCAGUGUCAUAGAUGAUAAUAAUAAUAACAAUAAUAAUGAGAUAAAUGGAAAAAGCACGAAAGCCCCUUCGAGAACUGAUUUUGAUACAAUUGCUCAACUCUGUGCAUUACCAAUAUCCGUUGUUGGUGGAGCUGUACCUCACACACAGCGAGAUAGUGCACCACCACCAGCAAUAAUAACAACAGCAACAACAGUAGCAGCAGAAGAGACAGAAAAAUCACCACAAGGAAGAAGGACAAUGGUAUUUGUAGACAAUAGUGAUUAUGAUAAUAAUGAUGAAAGUGAUGGUAAACAUAAUAAUAAUAAUAAUGUUAAUGAUACUACUAAACAGACCCAUGUGAAGGUGGAUGAAGUAAAGAAUGAUUUGGUGGUAGUGAAGCAUGAGACCGGCACAUUGCAGGAUACUCAUUGUGAUCACCAGAAUACAAACACAAUCGGUGGUUCAUUGCAGGAAGAGAAAAGGAUGACAACAGUGAAUCUAUCGUGUCAUCCCUCUACUAAUACUAUUUUAGGCAAUGAAAAUAAUAAUAAUAAUAAUAUACAUAAUAAUAGCAACAGUGUUGAAGGGGAUGAAAAUAAUUUCUUCUUCUCACAAAGUCGUCCUUUUCUACAAGUAGCACUAUUAGGAUGUAGUGCACGUGAGUUAGUGGAUUGCAUCCGCAUGGUGAUAACUUGUCGCUUUCUACGCACUUCUAUUGUAACCCCUCUCACAGAUGUUAUUAUAGUGGGAAGUGAAUUACUUCAGCUAUCUCCAGAGGGUAUGAAUAAAGGAAAUAAUACUGAUAGUGUAAAGAAUAGAAAUCAACAACAACAACAACAACAGCAGCAGCAGCAGCAGGAAUAUCAACAACAAGGACAAGUUUUAUCUCAACUACGUGAUCAUCUUUGUGCUAGUUAUGGUAUACCUGUUGAACGUAUAGUGACAGUUGCAUGGCUGCAGUCCUGUUAUCAACAGAUGAUGAUGCUUCUGCAUGAUUUACAUAAUGUGAAUACUACUAUAAUGACUUCAACUGGUGAGACUAGAAGUUCGUCCUUCGUUCCUUUACCACUCCCACUAAACAAAGUUCCUCCAACUGAAGGGUUUAAUAUACGUAUCUCAUCCACGGUAUCACUCUUUGAUGUACCUCAACAACAACAACAACAACAACAACAAGAGGAAGGGAAAAAACAACAAUCAGAAAUGUCUUUACCUCGACUGAGAAAGAAAAAGGCAGCAGCUACGGAUUCUUUACAACAAAACAGUAAAAAAUCCCGACUUGAAGUUGCUGUACGAGAUACUCUUAGUGAUGCAGAAAAGCAGUAUAAUGCUGAACUCCAUCUAGCAGACCGUCGAGUUAAGGAUCUCCUUGAGUUAUUGGGUACAUCAUCAAACCCUUAUGAAGAUUCGUUACCCCCACUCAUUUCUUCUCUCUUUUGUUUUCUGGAGAAUGACUUCUCACGUAUUGAAUUAGCAGUUGUACGGGCUCUUAUCAAACACGGUAAAGGAAUCUGGAUAAAAAAGACUCGAGAGGAGUGGACCAAGGCCCUAACACGAACUGGAGCUACAAUAGAAGCAACAACAACAACAACAACAACAAUGGAAGAAAGUCAACAGAAACAACAAGAAGAACGUGAACUCUUAUCCUUUGUCCGCCGACGCAGUGUAUUUCACAAGCGACUAUGCCGCGCCCAAACCGAUGGAGAUGCGGCUUCCACACAUCAUUCUAUACAAUCUGACAUUCGACAGAGUCGAAAACUUUCACCAUCAUUACCAGAAGCAUCUGGAGCUGUUAUCGCUAUGUAUGUUGUACCGCAUGGGGAUCAACGCCCUUCGGAUAUUCUUCUUCGUAGUGAUGGUAGAAAAAGUGGGGGUUCACAGUGGCAUCCAUUGCGUUAUCUUCCAGCAGUUACACAAGACUAUGUGCUUUGUUGUUUAGCGGCACAACGCAUAUUACACCCGAAUAGUUGUUUUAUUUUUUAUCAACCAAUUCCAACAGAGAAUGAACGACUUGCACGGCGACGAUUACGUAGUGAAGCGGGAAAACCACUCACUAUCUCACCUUGGCUUGGUCAAAGACGACAUGAAAAGGCACCAUUGGUAGGCGUUUCUGUGUAUUUUCACUGUAUAAUGGAAGAUGAAGUGUGUACGGCUACCACAGCAUUACGUCGAGUCCUUUUAAGUUGUUUGACAGCAGCCGUAAGUGAAUUGGGUGGACAUACGGCGGAGGUGUUUUUACAGGAGGCGGUUACACAUGUAGUAAUUAUGGAUAUUGCCUCUAUCAUGGCAUCUGGGACCAUAACAGAAACUUCAGAGAUUCUUCCAUGGUUAAAAGUAGAAGAAAUGGAAGAACGUGAAGGACUUCUCACACGAAAUGCUGUUUGGCCAGAAAGAAUACAAAAUACAUUAAGGUAUGAUCUUAUGAGACUUGCCAAAACAGGGCGGGUAUCACUUGUGGGUAUGGAAUGGCUCCACGCGAGUGUGGCGUGGGGUGUAUUUCUAGAUGAAACUCCAUUCACACUUCCGAUAAUAUCUAAUGAUUAUACAGAAGAAAAACAACAACAACAACAACAACAACAACAGCAGGAAGAAGAAGAAGAAUAUCAAGGAGAUCAUCCAUGCGAUGCGGGACGUCCAACAGUAGCCUUCUCCACUAUUACACCACCUGCUACACCACAACGACGACGUGUUGGAACUACAGAUGUCACACUUUUACCUUUUGAAAGUUCCACAAAAGUGGCAACCGUAACAUCAAUGGUUGAGGGAGUCUCACCAUCAAGUAAGAUGACUGGUUCUGGUUAUCAGUUUGAUUUUACAACUCCUAAUGCAACUCCAGGUCGUCCACAUCUACAGCAGGAUGUGUUGAAUAGUAGUCGUAUUAGUGCCUCACGGCAAAGUUGUCCACGAUCGACACUACGUACACCACAGAAACAACGUGUAGGUGUUCCUCGUGUUCUCUCACCCGCUGUGGUUCUCGUACAAGAGGCAGCACCCAUUCAUGUAUUGGAAUCCCCAAGGAAAUCGGAUAGUGAAGAACCGCAAAAGAGGGAAAGUGUACCACAUGUUAGUCAAGAUGUGGAUAACAAUGGACACGCUUGCACCCCUAUUCGGGGACCACGCGUACUUGGUGAUGAUGAUGAUAAUGACGAUGGCGAGUAUGUAUACUCUAAUAAAAAGCCUCUUAAUAUUAAUGAAAAUAUCAGGGAUAGUACCACAGUCGGUAAUAAUAAUAGUAUGUGUCUCAAUGAUGAUGAUAGUGAUAAUGGUAGGGCAUCAUGUACACGGUUUAGCUGCCUUAGUUUAGGUGGUAGAAGCUCUGUAACAGCUCUUGAAAUGGCACAACAAUGGGACCCUGAUGCGAAUAGUAAUAGUAUUCGUCCGUUACGAUCCCCAUCAUCUGUUGCUGUACAAAUGGGUGCAGAAGUUUCUUCUUCUUCUUCUUCACAUAUCAAUAACUAUGGUGGUACUGGUACUGGUAGUGGUAGUAGUGGUGCUGUGCGUAUUCAUAUCCUUCAUGAUGUACCAGAAAGAGAUAAGUUGGUAACUUCCUGUAGAAGACUCAGUGACUCUGUAUGCAGUGAGGUUGAGAAUAGUAUGAAUAGUACAGACGGUUAUCAUGGAACGUUCUGGCAACAACAACAACUUUUUUAUCACCAAGUAGAUAUGGCAGGUGUUAUCACUCGUGUUCAAGUUAUUGAACGAUCUGUUCAAGAUGCCGAUGUGCUGGUAACACAUCAAUUAACACAACGAGAAAGUGUUCUUGCUGCUAUUGCCGCUGGUUUGUGGGUAGUGACUCCCAAACUUCUUCAGGAUUGUGAAAUACGUCAGUCAUUUCUUCCAUUUCGUGAUCUUUCUGUGUAUGAGUGGUGUCCAGAACUUUUACCGCCUGGGGCACCUCGUAGUAGUUUACAACUCUCUAAACAAUGCCGUAGUCGUCGACAACAACGACAGGCGACGGGAACUCGUUUAUUUGAUCAUAAAUGUUUUGUACUUGUCUCACCUGAUACCACAGUGAGUCUCUCUCGUAUGCGAUCUAUGCGAAAUGUUCUUGAAACUGGAGGUGGUUUUGUGAUCCAUGUAAGCUAUAAGGAAAUGGAUUCGAACUCUUCACAAGUUAGUUUGAAAACAACAAGAGUCACCACAACACUUGGAUCUGAAGAAGGAGGAAUGGGAAUUCAUAUAUCCUCCCCUGAGGCAUUGCUUGAAUUUAUUACCAUGUUAAUUCGAGGUAAAGAAAAUGAUUGUAGUGAUGAAAAGUGGGAUUUAUUAUCAAAUGCUACAAGAAAAAAAUCAGCUUUAUUACAUGGGAAGGAGUUAUUGAUAUUAUUAGAUGGUUUCGUACAAGGAAAUAAUACAACGAAGGGGGAAAUACAUUCAAUGGUGGAAGUGUUCCGGCAUGCACAAAGUCAAUUCACAGAGGCUAGACAACAUGCAUUGGAAAAGAGAAACUACAAAAAACAACAACAACAACAACAGUGGGGAUUUGGAAAUCCGAGUAAUGGGAUACAAAGCAGAGAUAGGUUACGCAGUAUUGCAGAGAUGCGACCACCACUUGAUGAUAUUCGAAGGCGUUCUAUUCCGCACGUAACGUUUUCACCGACAUCUGCAGACUUGCAAGAGAAUCUCAACAUACAUAAUAAUAAUAAUGAGAAAGAUAAUGAGAAGGAAGAGGAGGGAAUGCCAUCUGUGGAACUUGUUCAGAUGUUCACAUCCGAUUGGAUGACAUUGGCAAUCCAACAACGACGAAAGGUACCUUUAUGUGUUGUGCCAAUUCUUUUGUAG